GGUUGUCAGUCGCGCGGGCGGUUGUCGGUUGGUCGGUCGGUCGCUCGGUCGCCGCCAUGAAUCCGGACCUGAGGCGGGAGCGGGAGAGCGCGAGCUUCGUGACCGAGGCCCUCACACAGAUCCUGGACGGAGGCGCCGAGAAGACGCGGCGCCGGAGAGAGAUCGAAGCCCUGGUGCUGAAUGACCCUGAGCUCCAGCACGAGGACCUGAACUUCUUGUCACGUAGCGAGCGCUAUGACACAGCUGUCAGGAAGAGUGCGCUGAUGGUGAAGAAGAUCCGGGAGCAUGCCAUCUCUAAUCCAGAGGAGAUCAUAUGGUUCAAGAGCUAUGUGCACCGUGGACGCCCUGAGCCCCUGGAUCUCCACCUGGGCAUGUUCCUACCCACCAUCCUGAACCAGGCUACUCCUGAGCAGCAAGAUCGCUUCUUCAUGCCAGCUUGGAACCUGCAGAUCAUUGGCACUUAUGCCCAGACGGAGAUGGGCCAUGGCACAUUCCUGCGUGGAUUGGAGACAACUGCGACGUAUGACCCUUCAACUCAAGAGUUUGUUCUCAACAGUCCGACUGUGACCUCCAUCAAGUGGUGGCCUGGAGGAUUGGGGAAGACUUCAAACCACGCUAUUGUGUUGGCUCAACUGUACACGCAGGGCCAAUGCAGGGGGCUUCACGCCUUCAUCGUCCCAAUCCGAAAAAUGGGGACCCACGAGCCUCUGCCUGGUGUUGUGGUGGGUGACAUUGGGCCCAAGUUCGGUUAUGAUGAGGUGGACAACGGUUACCUGAAGCUGGAGAAUGUCCGUGUUCCGCGGGAGAAUAUGCUGAUGAGAUACGCAAAGGUGAUGCCCGACGGCAUGUACGUGAAGCCCCCGAGUGACAAGCUGACCUACGGCACCAUGGUUUUCAUCCGUUCCAUGAUUGUCAGUGACUCUGCCCGCGCCUUGUCUCAAGCGUGCACCAUCGCCAUCCGCUACAGCGCGGUCCGACACCAGUCAGAGCUCAAACCUGGGGCUCCGGAGCCCCAAAUUAUUGAUUACCAGACCCAGCAGUACAAGCUCUUCCCGUUCCUGGCCACGGCCUAUGCCUUCCGCUUCGUUGGCAACUUCAUGGCGGACAUGUACCAUCGUAUCACUGGAGACAUCAACGAGGGGGACUACAGCGAGUUACCUGAGCUGCACUCGCUGUCUGCUGGCCUGAAAGCCUUCACCUCCUGGGUGGCCAGUGCCGGGAUCGAGGAGUGUCGCAUGGCUUGUGGCGGGCAUGGAUACUCGCGCUCCAGCGGCCUCCCAGACAUCUAUGUCACAUUUACACCCAGCUGCACGUACGAGGGAGAGAACACGGUGAUGAUGCUGCAGACGGCAAGAUACCUGUUCAAGAGUUACACUCAAGCCAAGGCUGGGCAGAAGCUGUCUGGCACCGUCUCGUACCUCAAUGAGCUGUUGCACGACCACAUCCAGCUGCAGCAGGUGGCUGGCCGGCCUGCGGUGGUGGACAUCAGUGACCUCGGCAGCCUGGUGGAGGCCUACAAGAUGCGAGCAGCCACACUAGUGGAUGGAGCCGCGCAGAAUUACCAAUCAGAGCUGGCACGCCGCAAGAGCAAGGAUGAGGCCUGGAACAAUACCUCAAUUGACCUGGUCAGAGCAUCACAGGCACAUUGCCACUAUGUGGUGGUGAAGCUGUUCACAGCAAAGCUGUCGGAGAUCAGCGACACUGCCAUCCACGAGGCUCUCAGCAGUCUGUGUCUGAUGUACGCUCUCCAUGGGAUCAGCAAGAACUCCGGGGACUUCCUGCAGGCCGGGAUCCUGAAUGAUCCGCAGAUUUCCCAGGUUCACCAGCGUGUGAAGGAGUUGCUGGCAGUGAUCCGCCGGAACGCCGUGGCUCUGGUGGAUGCCUUUGAUUACCCAGACGCCGUCCUAGCUUCGGUGCUGGGACGCUACGAUGGGAACGUCUAUGAGAACAUGUUCGAAUGGGCGAAGAAAUCCCCUUUAAAUAAAACUGAGGUUCAUGAGUCGUUCCACAAAUACCUGAAGCCACUGCAGUCCAAGCUGUGAGGCAGCACUGAGUGCUUUUGUUUCAGGAGACUCGCCCAAGCCUCUAAAUACAACACUGCACCUUAAUCCCAGCCCUUGCUUCCUUUGGUCUUGUAGAAUCAUGAUUUCCCUCUUCUCUCCAUGCCCUCCAUUCCCAAUGGAAGUCUAACCCUCUCUUAGAUAUUCUUUAGACAGGAAACAAAUGGAGUGGUUUGAAAGGUAUAUCUUUUAGCAAGUAAUUGUGAAUUAGCAGUUGACUGAGUGCAGCACCACCCUCUGCUAUGAGAGGUUUAAACUGCAUCUGAAGCCAGUAUCAUUGUGUAGCACUGAAGGACUUUAUUUUCUUGGCUCAGUGCAUAACUGGGUAAAAGUUAUAAUAAUAAUAAUAAUCCUGGCAUUCAUAUAGCGCUUUUC
This is a messenger RNA of Callorhinchus milii (elephant shark), 2435 nucleotides long. It is a transcript of the gene acox1, whose product is annotated as acyl-CoA oxidase 1, palmitoyl. Gene Ontology annotation, biological process: lipid homeostasis; very long-chain fatty acid metabolic process; fatty acid beta-oxidation using acyl-CoA oxidase. The record is from RefSeq and is a predicted model, not a curated record. Gene Ontology annotation, molecular function: FAD binding; fatty acid binding. The transcript has 14 exons. Bases 57 to 2042 code for a protein of 661 amino acids. Gene Ontology annotation, cellular component: peroxisome. Lineage: Eukaryota; Metazoa; Chordata; Chondrichthyes; Chimaeriformes; Callorhinchidae.